AUGCCACCAACGAUGGCGCAAGGAGAAGUUAAGAACACUGUAGAAAACAGGAAACCGAACCUUAAACCACCAACUGCUUCUCACUACAGUGUGCGGCAAAAGAUAGCAGAACAUAGAAAGUCUCUUCCUAUUGCUUCAGUGGAGAAACGUCUGGUUGAAGAGGUGAACAAGAAUGAUGUUCUUAUCAUCGUUGGUGAAACCGGUAGUGGAAAAACAACUCAAUUGCCUCAGUUCCUAUACAGUGCUGGAUUCUGCCGGGAAGGGAAGAUGAUAGGGAUAACACAGCCGAGGCGUAUCGCUGCUGUGACUGUUGCAAAAAGGGUAGCUGAGGAAUGUGAUGUUGAGUUAGGCCAAAGAGUUGGUUAUUCCAUUAGGUUUGAUGAUUCUACUUCUAGCUCCACCAGAUUAAAAUACAUGACUGAUGGUUUAUUACUCAGAGAAGCGUUGCUGGAUCCGCAGCUUUCUAGAUAUUCAGUUAUAAUUGUUGAUGAAGCCCAUGAGAGGGCUGUUCAUACUGAUGUUCUGCUGGCAUUGCUGAAAAAGGUGCAGCGGGCUAGAGCAAAGCCCGUUAGUGAGAGAACUGUUAAUGGCAAUGGUGGAUUAAGAGGGUGUCAGGGCAGAAAACUAUCACCGUUGAAGCUGAUUAUCAUGUCUGCUAGUUUGGACGCACGUGUUUUCUCUGAGUACUUUGGUGGUGCCAAAGCUGUUCAUGUGCAAGGGAGACAGUUUCCUGUUGACAUUAUGUACACUGUUCAUCCUGAGUCGGACUAUAUUGAUGCAGCCUUGGUCACCAUCUUUCAGAUUCAUUUGGAGGAGAACCCAGGUGACAUACUUGUUUUCCUCACUGGGCAAGAUGAAAUCGAAUCUGUUGACAGGCUUGUCCGAGAAAGACUUCAGCAUUUACCUGAAGAGAGUCGGAAGCUGCUGCCACUUGCUAUAUUUGCUGCUCUUCCAUCAGAGCAGCAAAUGCGAGCUUUUGCCCCUGCACCGGCUGGUUUUCGUAAGGUGAUUUUGGCCACAAAUAUAGCGGAGACAUCAAUUACAAUACCUGGAAUAAGAUAUGUGAUAGAUCCUGGUUUUGUUAAGACGCGUCACUAUGAACCGAGCAAAGGAAUAGAGUCGCUUGUUGUUGUUCCUGCAUCAAAAGCUCAGACUCUUCAGAGAAGUGGACGUGCAGGACGUGAGGGUCCUGGGAAGUGUUUUCGUCUUUACCCUGAGAGAGAAUUUGAGAAACUGGAGGAUUCAGCCAAACCAGAGAUCAAGUCAGUCAACCUCUCAAAUGUCAUUUUGCAGCUCAAGGCUCUCGGAAUUGAUGAUAUCGUUGGAUUUGAUUUUAUAGAUAAACCUUCCAGGGUCGCAAUUAUAAAAGCAUUGGCGGAGUUGCGCUUGCUUGGUGCCUUGACGGAUGAUUGUAAACUAGAGGAUCCCACUGGCUACCAAAUGUCACGGCUCCCACUGGAACCUGUUUACUCCAGAGCUCUAAUUUUGGCCAAUACAUUCAACUGUCUCGAGGAAAUGCUGAUCACUGUUGCAAUGCUCUCUGUGGAAUCCAUAUUUUAUGAUCCUCGUGAGAAGAGAGAUGAGGCAAGGGCCUCGAGAAACCACUUUACCAGCGUUGAAGGGGAUCACCUGACUUAUGUUAGUGUUUAUCGAGAGUCGGAUGAGUUCUUGGAGAAGAGAAGAAAAGAAAGCGGUGAAAACAAAGUUGAUAAAAUUAUGAAGAAAUGGUGCAUUGACAACUUUGUGAAUCAUCGCUCCUUGAAACAUGCUCGUGACACUUACAGACAAAUUCGUGGACAUGUUGAACAGAUGGGUUUUAACGUGUCUUCAUGCGGGAAUGACAUGCUUGAGUUUCGUAGAUGUCUUAGUGCAUCGUUUUUCCUUAAAGCAGCACAGAGGCAAUUGGAUGGUACAUACAGGGCUUUAGAGAGUGGUGAGAUUGUCCACAUCCACCCGACUUCUGUUUUGUUCCGCGGGAAACCCGAGUGUGUUAUCUUCAACGAGCUCAUGCAAACAAGCAAGAAGUACAUCAAGAACCUCACAAGAAUUGAUCCCUUGUGGUUGGCUGAGUUGGCUCCUCAUCAUUACAAAACGGACGAGUGA
Microthlaspi erraticum is the source of this 2103-nucleotide messenger RNA. The record is from the annotation of a GenBank genome assembly. Lineage: Eukaryota; Viridiplantae; Streptophyta; Magnoliopsida; Brassicales; Brassicaceae.